UCUUAGAGUCGCGAAUAAUGAGAACAUGUGCGCAAGAACAUGUUCUUGUUCUUCAACACUACCUACAGAUUCUUGCACCUUGAACCCGUUUUCGUGACUGAUGCGUACUCUUUGUACUCAUGUGAAAAAUAGCGGUCUCGAACGCACUCAAAUACUUUCAAUCUCUCUCGUCAUCUGUGCGUUUAAAUCGUAUUAAUAAAAUAAGACUUCAAAGAAAGAAAUCGUUUAACAUUGAAUGAAAAAAGUUGUCUGCUUUCGUGAUGGCUUUUUAACCGUUUCUCAUCAGUUUUGAUCAGUUUAAUGAUUUGACAUCACAUGGAUCAAUAGAGAAAUGUUUGGACUUUUUAAAACGAAGUAUAUCGUUUUAGAACAAUUUUCUAAGGUACUGAGAUGUUCAAAGUCUUCCCGCAGCAGACGUAGACGUUAUUUUAUUAUAGGUUGCAUUUCCAUAGCACUGCCUGCUGUAGCUUCCGCUGGGUUCUUUAUAGUAAAAUAUAGCAUCUUGCAUGAUUCAAACUUUCGAACUGUGACUGAAGCAAUUUCAAUUGAUAAACAUAAACAACACAAAAAUCAUGAGGAGAUUGGUGAAAAUGAAACCAAAGAUGACAAGAAACAAACGAAAUUCUUCAAAAAAGUGAAAGUGAAUUUAGGAACUCAAGUGGGAGUUCAUGUACCUGCAUCACUGGUGGGAUUUCUCCCUUUAAAUGACCCACAUAUCUUGGUCUUGUUGACCCAGUCAAAGGAUCAUGCCAAAAGGAUGAAUGCUGUACAGACAUUGGGAACCAUUCAUUACUGGACAGAUGAGACGUAUAAGAUGGUUAAGGAAGCUUGUGAUUCCAGAACCUUGGUUGGAUUGGCAAGAACCCAAGAAGUAGAUGGGCGAUUCUUUACUCCGUUUCCUACUCCAGACAAAGAAUUGUGUGUGGGAGAUCUGGAGUCAGAAUUGAAAGGUCUAUUGUCUUCUCUGCCAAAAGAUGGAUUCAGCAGAUGUCUGGAAUAUUUUACAUCUCAGGCUCUGAUUGAGGGGGACAUAGAGGAUGAACAAGGAGGAUACUGGAGUUUUGGAGGACCUGGGGUUGAUUUUGCCAAGACUGUAAACAGAGGACCUGAAGAAAGAGUUGAAAUUGUUUGUCUACAAGCUCUGAUAAGUCACUCUGAUGUGCGACAGCAUUGCUUGGAGAUGGUGAAAAUGGGAGUUUUACCACUGCUGCAACAGACUUAUCAGAAAAGGAAGUACAGUAUUGUUAUGAGAAGACAGAUUGCUAGGAUUCUGGGAAACCUUUCUGUCCAUGAAGAGGUACAUCCAGAAAUCAUUAAAGGGGGCUGGGUAUCACAGCUGCACAAGUGGUCCAAGUCCUCAGAUCUUCAGUUAUCGCUGCAUGCAUCAAAGGCUCUGGCGAAUUUGGACCGAGAUGAUGGGGUCUUUCUGUAUCACAGUGGGGUCUACCUUCUUCAUCCAACACAAAGAUCAAAAGACCGGGUGAUGGCAGAUUUGGUGUUUGUGCAUGGCUUACUGGGCGGACCAUUUAAAACCUGGAGACAGCAGGACAGAAAUGUAGUAGACAAAAACGAGAUGUCAGACAUUCAGGAGAGUGUCCGCAAUGGAACAUACACCUUUUGCUGGCCGAAGGAUUGGUUGGCUGAGGACGUGCCUUUUGUUAGAAUUUUGUCUGUGGAGUAUGACACCAACCUCAGUACAUGGAAUGCUAACUGUCCAUAUGAAACAGAAAAGCGAUCUUUACUGAGGAGAGCGGCAGAGCUUCAGGAGAAGUUGAAAGCAGCAGGAGUUGGUUCGAGGCCCAUAAUCUGGGUCACACAUUCAAUGGGAGGUCUACUAGUGAAGGAACUGUUACAUCAGAAUAACUUAAGGUCUGAUUGUUCAGACAUUGUACGUAACACGUCAGGGAUCAUCUUCUACAGCACGCCUCACAGGGGCUCUGCCCUCGCAAACAUCUCAAACCGAGGCAGUCGUAUCUUCUCCCCGACCGUAGAAGUACAAGAACUCGGUCAAGAUUCUUUGGCUUUAAGAACAUUACACAAUAACUUCAAGCAGAUUGUGUCAGAAAACAGAAUCAAGGUCCUUAGUUUUGGUGAGACAGUGAAACAGCCUGUCGGAUACAAAAGAAUCAAAGUCUUCAUAGUCCCACCAGAAUCCAGUGAUCCAGGCAUAGGGGAGUUUCAUCCACUGUCAACAACUCAUCUGAAUGUGUGUAAGCCCUGGGACCGAAAUUCCGAGCUUUAUUUACUCACUGUGAAAUUCAUCAAACACUGCAUACUGUUAGAUCCGUUAACUCGCAUCAUGAAGGCAGGAAAUGCUGCAGUACGUAGGUGAUAAGUUUUGGCUGAUCAAUAAGAGGAGCUGUAUGUCUAUAAAGCAACAGAAGCAUGGGACUAAUUUGCAUAAUGUAAAUAAAUUGAUAUUUUGCAAGACUUUAUAUCAGUGACCUUGUAAUUUGUGUAUCAGCACACUAGUGUUGUUCCAUUGAUUAAUUAUAAUCGAAAAUCAGUUGAUUUUUUUAUUCUUAGCGAUAAUCGAUUAUUAUAUUCAGUAAUCGAUUUUCCAAAAUUUAUUAACCUGUGUGUAUUCUGGAGAUUUUCCAGUUCCAGUAGGAAUUUUCUCUUUGAUCAUCCAGUAAGCAAGAAAUCAAUAGUUUGGAAA
Messenger RNA from Ostrea edulis (European flat oyster), 2659 nucleotides. RefSeq names its product protein SERAC1-like. Bases 332 to 2332 code for a protein of 666 amino acids. The record is from RefSeq and is a predicted model, not a curated record. The transcript is spliced from 16 exons. NCBI's taxonomy places the organism in Eukaryota, Metazoa, Mollusca, Bivalvia, Ostreida, Ostreidae.